AUGAAACAUUGUGGAAGGACUCGUGAGCAGGCCAUAGUGUACACUUUGGCCAGCGCCUCGUUCAUCUUCGAGGUGGCUCGCCGCUGUGCCUCCAACAAACUUGUCCACUGUCAAUGCGGCCUCGAUGAGUGGACCGACAUGCCUGCCAGCUCCGGGGCCCAACUCUCGCUGGAGCCGGGAGACGAAGAGUACAAGACACCGAACGGUCGUCUGCUCGACGCACGCUACCUCCUCUCCACGCCUGGAGGUGAGUCGACGCUUCGGCAACGGAUGCAGCACCAACCAGCAGCUUCACUUGUCUACACGGGACUCGGCGCGACGCGACGACUCUCGACCACCGGGCGCAGAUCGGCGCGACACGCCGACUGGACGAGUUCUGAGUCAGAAAGCCGGUUGGACGCAUCUUCUGCCGACGCCUGGGAGGACGAGACUGAAGAGAGAGCCGGAAUGGAGGCCGACGGCGACGCUAGUGCCGCAUGGAGCCAAGUUGGCCGGUCUCGGGACGCUGCUACUGGCAGAUAUUUUGACGAGCCGCCAAUCAGUAGAGCCUGGCCACCGGCUGGCGGGCGUCGAACUCAGACUCCGGCCUCUCUACAACGGUCAAGCGGAAAUAUUGCUGCAAAUUUUCUCUCGGGUUGGUUGAACGACAAUGCGAUGCAAAUCAUAUGA
This is a messenger RNA of Protopolystoma xenopodis, 669 nucleotides long. The record is from the annotation of a GenBank genome assembly. Lineage: Eukaryota; Metazoa; Platyhelminthes; Monogenea; Polystomatidea; Polystomatidae.